UAACGAUAUUGCGUGAAAAGGAACGGGACAUAGAAAACGGCCCAGCCGAAGCCCCGUGUGGGUGCGCUCCCCCUAGCCCGGACAAUCCCGAACGCCCGGACUGGGCUUACGGCCGGAUCGCCGCCGCCAUUCACCCUCCCGCUCUCUUUCCCCCUGUCUUUGCGACGACUGGGCUACCGACGCCGACGCCCUCGCAGGUGCGCAGGUCUUCUUCGAGUCCUUCGCCGGCGACGAGCACCCUCUAAAGGUUGAUAUCGAGGCGUAGUGAUGGUCGUUGUCGUUGGGUCCUUCCAUUUGGUGCUAAUCUGUCUGGGCGGUGGAACCCCUGGACAUUGUUAUCGAGCUCAAGUUUAACCCUAUCAAUUUCAGGUUUCUGGCACCUACUCAUUCUGAAUGGCGGACCUUACAGACAUCGGUUGCUGCUGUUGCUUUAGCUUUUUAAGGAAGCCCAGUGUACCUGUAUGUGAACAUCAGGAUGCUGAUGGCAUGUUAACUGAAGAUUUACUGAAGCGUCAAUCAGCUGAAGAUCAUGAUGGAAGUUUCUACACUGGAGAUGAUCCUGGGGAUGAUCUUGAUAGAAGCUUCUACAAUGGAGAUGAUCAUGAUAGAAGCUUCUACGAUAGAGAUGAUUCUGACUAUCUUGACGGAAGUGAUGAUGGACCAUCAAGGAAGAGUUCUGAAGAUAUUAUACAGUUAAGAGCUCAAAAUGGCUUUGCAUGUAGAGAGGUCCCAGUUAAAGAGACUAAAAAAGUAUUUCGCUCAGAGGAUGAAAAUGGUAAUAAGAUGGUCAACCAAUAUGUCCACUUGGGAAAGAUCGGUUCUGGAAGCUACGGAAAAGUGGUUCUGUACAGAAACAUUAAAGAUGGGAAGCUGUAUGCAGUAAAGGUUCUGAAUAAGCCAUACAUGAUGAAAGUACAUGUUGUACAUACAAAAACUGCCAUGACAGAUGUUCUUCGAGAGGUAUCCAUAAUGAAAAUGUUGAACCACCCCAACAUUGUAAAUCUCGUUGAAGUGAUUGAUGACCCAAACAUGGAUAAAUUUUACAUGGUUCUUGAGUAUGUUGAAGGAAAAAUGGUUUGUGAUAAUGGUUUAGAAGAAGCUACUGCAAGAUUUUUUUUGCGAGACAUAAUAUCUGGUCUUUUGUAUCUUCACUCCCAUAAUGUUAUUCAUGGUGAUAUCAAGCCAGACAAUCUCUUGGUUACCAGUACCGGCAACGUGAAGAUCGGGGAUUUCAGUGUUAGCCAGGUUUUUGAGGAUGAUGAUGAUAUGCUUUGGAGAUCUCCUGGCACUCCUGUUUUCACUGCCCCGGAGUGCUGUCAAGGUUCAGCCUACCAUGGUAGAGCAUCUGAUACAUGGGCAGUUGGUGUAACUUUAUAUUGUAUGGUCUCUGGGCACUAUCCAUUUCUGGGGGAUACAUUGCAGGAAACUUAUGAUAAGAUUGCCAAUGAUCCUGUGGAAUUACCUGGCGACGUGAAUCCCCAACUUGCCGAUUUGCUCCUAAGGCUUCUCUGCAAAGAUCCAGGAGAUCGCAUCACACUGCGUGCUGCGGCUGAGCAUCCUUGGGUCGCUGGGGAUGAGGGGCCAGUCCCUGAAUUCAUCUGUAGAUGUGGGUUUGGCCGCAGGAAGAGGAAUGAUGUCCGGGAAGAAGUUCAAUAACAAAGCAUCCUCGGAUGGUCUAAUAGGUCUAGCGUAGAUAAUUGAUGAUCGGCAAAGCGAAGCCCUGACGAUGAGUUCGUUGUUCCGUGUUCCCUGUUUCUAAUACGCGCUCGACUGAACAUAUUUCUUUUUGCUACAGAAUAUAUACUGCGUAACCCUAUGCCAGUAAGGCAACGUUUGUCACAGUUUCACGUUGUCAAACGCAGCUUAACGGGUGAUGUUUUUUUUUAUGAUCCGAGAGGAAUGGAUAAGUGAAUUUUUUUUUUGAAAAAAGGUGUAUCUUUACGGAUGGUCUACGGGUGAAGCUUCCAUUUCAUAUAAGGAGCCAUUGGUGAAGCUGUUUUA
Zea mays is the source of this 2001-nucleotide messenger RNA. Its product is annotated as serine/threonine-protein kinase GRIK1. NCBI's taxonomy places the organism in Eukaryota, Viridiplantae, Streptophyta, Magnoliopsida, Poales, Poaceae. The record is from RefSeq and is a predicted model, not a curated record. Gene Ontology annotation, biological process: intracellular signal transduction; protein phosphorylation. The transcript is spliced from 13 exons. Bases 394 to 1656 code for a protein of 420 amino acids. Gene Ontology annotation, cellular component: cytoplasm. Gene Ontology annotation, molecular function: protein serine/threonine kinase activity; ATP binding.